GAAUUGGCUGUUUAUCAGGAGGAAUGUUUGUCCUGAGAAAUGAUUCACCGGGCGACGAUUCAUUGUUUUUCGCAGGAUUCACAGCCAGUAGGGGCGGUGAUGCUGAUAAAGUACGAUGUGGAGCAAACACCAGAGCUAAGGUUGUACAGUUUCGCGAUCAAGAAACAUGGCGCGCCGACGCUUCGACUCGCGGCGGAUACAGAAGAGGCAGCAGCUCGAUGGACGACAGUCAUCAAGGAGGCCAUUGAGAGAAACGACCAAGUCGACACCUGGCUGGAAGCGUCGUUAAGAAUGCGUGAGAUGGCGGCGUGCGCCAUUCACAGACCAGAUUGCUUUGGGUAUCUGAGCAAGCAGCAGGAACACGCAAGGAAAACAUCUUCGCCAACCGGUUGGUCGAGGCGGUAUUGCGUGCUGAAAGACGCCGCGUUGUAUUUCUACGACGACGCGAAUGCCGAGAAGGCGUUCGGUGUCGCCUGCCUUCACGGCUUCAGAGUGCACAGCAGCGCACCCACUUCUGGUGGCAGGAAGCACGCGUUCGAAUUGCAGCCACCAGACCCCACGCAGAGGAGUUACAUCUUCGCCACGGAAUCAGAGAUGGACAAGAAACGGUGGCUCGCAGCACUCGAAUAUUCGAUCGAUCGAUGGAUAAAGAUUGGUUGACAAAGGCCGACCUACCGUACGAAGAA
This is a messenger RNA of Apis dorsata (giant honeybee), 686 nucleotides long. RefSeq lists its product as uncharacterized. Bases 40 to 660 code for a protein of 206 amino acids. NCBI's taxonomy places the organism in Eukaryota, Metazoa, Arthropoda, Insecta, Hymenoptera, Apidae. The record is from RefSeq and is a predicted model, not a curated record. The transcript is spliced from 3 exons.